UCCAUCCCGGGAGCUUUGGCCGCCCUCUCCAGCCCCGGGUGCCGUGACCGGUGCAGCGCGGCUCGGAACGGCCCGGCUCCGGCCAGCCCGGCUCCGGCCAGCCCGGCUCCGGCCAGCCCCCGCAGCAGCGGCUCAGUGCAUCAUUGUCUGGCAUUGUUGAGGGUGGAAACCCUCACCAUUCCUUUGCGCCCUCUGUCUCAGCCAGCUGUGCCCAGCCUGCCCCAGGGAUGGAGUCCCUCCCUGAGGCAGUCCUGAUCCGAAUCCUGGCCUCCCUCCCUGCCGUGGAGCUGGUGCUGGUGUGCCGCCUGGUCUGCUGCCAGUGGAAGAACCUGGUUGAUGGAGCUGCGCUUUGGAUCCUCAAGUGUCAGCAGGAAGGCCUCACCAGAGCAGGGUCAGAUGCAGAGAACUGGCAAAGCUUCUACUUCCUGAGUAAGAAAAGGAAGAAUCUCAUCAAGAACCCGUGUGGUGAAGAAGGCUUGGAGCACUGGGGAGAGGUAGAGAAUGGAGGUGAUGGCUGGAAAAUUGAAGAGCUCCCAGGGGACUUUGGAAAAGAAUUUCCUAGUGAAGAAGUCCAUAAAUACUUUGUCACAUCUUAUGAGUGGUGUCGAAAGGCUCAGGUCAUUGACCUCAGGGCUGAGGGCUACUGGGAAGAGCUGAUGGACACAACCCAGCCUAAAAUCAUGGUAAGAGACUGGUAUGCAGGACGCAGUGAUGCUGGCUGCCUCUAUGAGCUGUGUGUGAAGCUGCUCUCUGAGAAUGAGGAUGUGCUGGCUGAGUACAAAAGUGACACUGUCACCAUCCCUGAGGGAAAUGAUGCCAACUGGACUGAGAUCUCUCACACCUUUUCCAGCUACGGGCCCGGGGUGCGCUUUGUGCGCUUUGAGCACGGUGGCCAGGACACGCUGUUCUGGAAGGGCUGGUACGGCGUCCGUGUCACCCACAGCAGCGUGACAGUAGAGCCAUAGCCCUGCUCAACCACCGUCUGCAUGCUGGACUUGACUUCCCUCAGGGCAUCCCUAGCCUUUGGAUGGUUUCUGCAUGGUGCUGCUGCUGGCUAUAGAGCAAAUGGCCUUUCUGCGUAGGAUGCCAGGAGCCACCACCCAUCCUUCCUCAGGGGGACUGUGCAAAGAAUGUGAAUGAAUUUGUGAAUGCACCACAAGACUCAGCCUCACCACGUGCACUGGUGUUCUCUGUCAGACAGGAGAUCACCUAAAAAUCCUGCAGACUUCCUCUCUUAGUCUCUAAUCCCUGGCACCCAGCCUGAGUCAGCUGUCUCUCCUGCCUGCUUCCCUGACUUGGGCACUCCUUAACUUGAAGGGAUACUUUAAGUAUAUUUUCUGGAAGGUAGAGUGGGAAGAAAAGAAUAAAGAAAACCACAGACCCUGUGUCUCAAAACAUACCAGGGAAACCCUGUCCCCAACUGUUUCCAUGACCUGCAGUGAGAACCUUGGCUUCUUCCAUUUAUCAAAAGGUUCUUUUAUUCUUUACCACAGAGGGGCUCUAGCUUGGCUGUCAAUACUGUUAGUUCAAUUUUUAGUGAUAAUGCAAAGCAAGAGAGGUUGAAUCCUUUUCUCUUACACUGUUCCCAGCAUCCAUUUAUCAAGGGAAAUGUUGGAAAGAGAAACAUGUCUGGUGUCCAGCCCUGGGGCUGCAUUUGGCUCCCUCAGAUAGAUGGCAUCCAAGAGUAAUUGCUGGCAGUGAGAGAGAUGACAGCAACUUCGGGAAGUGGGUUAGAAAACAUUUGGGAUGGGGUCCAGAAACAAAUGAAAACAAACUAAUUUACCCCUUCCCGGCCUCUGCAAGCUGCUUGCAACAAGCAUCCUGGUCAUCCAGUGUGACUCUGCUGGCAGGACACAGAGAGCUGCUGGCUGCUCCACCUCUCUGACCGUGUCUGCAGGUACAGUCUGCCUCUGCCGUGUGCUUGCUGACAAGACAGCACUUCAGUCUCCCACCUGAGCUUCUUGAUAUCACUCAGGGCUGUGUGCCCCCUCCUGAACAGACCCCUAAGCUUUCCUGAACCAAGACUGUCCCUGCUAUUAUUCCACUCAGAAGAGCAUCCCCUAACAGAGCUGGUGUUGUCUAAAGAAAGUCUAUUUUUGUGUCCAUGUGUCUUCCCUCCCUGGGCUGCCAUUUGAGUGCCUCUUGACACAUGUAGUGACUGCAGCCAAAGGAAGGAGCUUCCCACCUGGACCCUGUGCAUGCUGCUUCCUCAGGCUUUCUGCACAACUGCACCUGGGUGCCACACACACAGAGUCCAGGCAAGCAUAAUAAAGUGACA
Molecule: messenger RNA, 2278 nt
Organism: Onychostruthus taczanowskii (white-rumped snowfinch)
Lineage: Eukaryota; Metazoa; Chordata; Aves; Passeriformes; Passeridae
Product: F-box only protein 2-like
Exons: 6
Coding region: 228-965 (245 amino acids)
Biological process (GO): SCF-dependent proteasomal ubiquitin-dependent protein catabolic process; glycoprotein catabolic process
Cellular component (GO): SCF ubiquitin ligase complex; cytoplasm
Molecular function (GO): ubiquitin protein ligase activity; protein binding
Source: RefSeq, a predicted model, not a curated record